Messenger RNA from Dentiscutata heterogama, 932 nucleotides. The record is from the annotation of a GenBank genome assembly. NCBI's taxonomy places the organism in Eukaryota, Fungi, Glomeromycota, Glomeromycetes, Diversisporales, Gigasporaceae.
UUUUGGUUGUAUUAUCGAUAGAGACUCUGAUAUGAUUUUUGGAAAGUUACCGGAAGAUCAGAGAAAGAAUUUAAGAGAAAUCUUAGAUUUACCAUAUCAUAAAUUUGAAAUGAGUCCAAUUAUUUCUGAAUUUGUUAAAGUUCUAUUAGAAAGAUCGAAAAGUUUAAACAAAAGAGAGAUGAUGGUUUCUCUUCCGCCUAUAUCGAUGAACUUUCAAGGAAAUGAUGAGGAAUUUGAAGAUAUAUGUGUGAUGUAUAGAAUUAUAGAUUCAAUACGACAUAUCUGGUGUCACUUUAAAGACGAAAAUAAGGCUGAAUAUACGGAGGGAACGUAUAUUGUUCGAAUAGUAUCAAGCUUUCUUGAUCCAUUAUUCUGCUAUGAAAAUGCCAAACUUAAAAUUAUCUGGGCUGAAGAAGUCUCGGAAGCAUCCCAACGUCGGAUGGAUGAUUCCGGGGAAACAAGAAUUGGGCAUAAGCCUGAUUUUCGGAUAAAGUCACCAUUAAUAGUUGAUGAAGUGGAAAUAUGUCUUAUGGAAGCUUCACGAGUUCUUCCUACUGAUAAAAAAAUUCGGGAAGACUGGGAUAAGUUGAUAAAACUUAUGAAGGAUGCCCAUGUAAGAUUGUUGAGGAAGCUUACUAGAGGAAGAGCAGGGGAAAUGAAAGGCUUAGAAGAAGAGCUUAAUAAGGUUCCAGUGUUUGGCAUUCAAGUUGCUGGUGGAACUUUGGCAUGUUGGGUUAUGACUAUGCCAUUUGGUGCUUUCUACUUUGUUCAACGUCUUGCCUCAGUACAAAUUCCGAUGAAUCGGGGACAGUCUUCACUUACCGAAUUUAUGAAUGAAUUGUGGAAGUUGAGAGCAAUUCUACGGAACCAUAUCCGUGCCCUUAAUGAAAUUAUAGAAAAAGUCGAUUCAUCUUUAUAUAAUAUAGCUAUUU